This is a messenger RNA of Symbiodinium natans, 3456 nucleotides long. Lineage: Eukaryota; Dinophyceae; Suessiales; Symbiodiniaceae. The record is from the annotation of a GenBank genome assembly.
AUGCGCGUGCAGAUCAGUUCCGUGAGUGAUGGUUCGUCUCCUUGGUCCUUGGAGCUGGAUGUGACCAGCGACAUGCGCGUUGCAGAGCUAAAGCAGGUGCUGCUGUCCAACCACGGUGUGAGGAUGCCUCCGGAUGCCAAAGUGCUUGGUAGGCGGGCCAACGGCUUGAUGGUUACGCUGGACGACGGCUCCAAAGUAAGCCGGGACAUGCUGCUGCGUGGAGCCACCGUCCCAAAGAAGGACAAGCAGCCGCCAGUGGCACCAGCAGCCAGCCCUGUGCAGCAAUACCUUUCGCGCACAAGGGAGGCAACACAAACGGUUGAAACAACCUCCGCGAGCCGCGCUACACCUAAAGCAGUUUUUCCGGCGCGCAGCCCCGCAGAACCUUCAAGGCAACCUCCCAUUAUCAUGCCCGGCUGGCCGAGCUACACACAGCACCAGGCGCCAAAGGCGCCGGCAAAGGCGCCGUCAGCUACAACUGCAGCUGCUUCACUUGCUUCAGCUUCCCAAGCUUCCCAAAAGAAGGACCAGAAGCGAAGUUGGCUUCGCAUGGUGCAGCAUGUCUGGCCUGCAGAAGAAGUAAGGAGACCAACGGCUCCUCACCAGGUCGUUGCUUUGGCCGAUCUUCUGAAUGGUCUGAUCACUGCUGUGGCCGCCGAGUCGGUCCAGGCACAGCUUGACUCCAUCCUGGCGUGCCGAGCUGAAGAACAACUCGAGCGCGUGGAAGGCAAACAGGCCAGAAUCAUCGAAAUGAUAAGAGACUUCAGCCAGCUCAUCUGCCGCAGCGCGCGGUCAACUCUCAAGAAGAAAGGUCAUGGUAGUGGGGGCCUGCGGGCGUUUUCGCAGGUUUGUCGAGAGCUGGAGGUCAUCUCGCCGCUGGAGCAGAUUAGCGUCUUGUUGGGAUCAUACCAGUACGUCUUAUGGAUGGGCCCACAGUCUGAUCAAGUGACGCGCGCUCCACGCAGGCAGCCGGUCAGAUCCAUGCCGGCCUCCAUCGCCUUCGCAUACAUCCACCAUGCGGCCUUAGCACCUCUGGAGAGGCGGAAGCGUGCCUGCUUCCGGACAGUCGCAUUUCUGGAUGUGAUGCUCAGGGAGUAUGGGAAAGGUGCUGGAGAGGCAUGGUCUUCGGCAGAGGCAGUUCGGUCGCCCCUGAACGUUUGGAUUUUGGGGGCCCGGGAUGGGGAGGAGGGAUGGCUUGCCCAGCUUGGGUACUGCGAAGAUGCGGCCGGCCUGCUCAGCGGCGAGGGAGUGCGCAUGAACCUGCACUUGAUUGGAGACAUCAACGUCGACAUGCCGCCAGGCAAGCGAGUUAUGGUCAGCGCCGGCACUCAGCCGCCAAAGUGGCAACCAGAUCUUGUUGUUUGUUUGCACGCAGAUGAACGGCUUGUUCACUGGAUGCCCUUGUUUGCAGAGCUGCUCGGCACUCCCAGCGGCACAUCUCGUCAAGCACAACCGGUCUUGGCGCUUACUUCACGAUGCGAGGCGGAAGCCGAGCGUGCCGCAUCCUUGUUCGGCCAACUCGGCGGCCGGGUGAUCCUGCGCAGCGUGCGCAACCUCUUCUCCGGUAUGGCUGCCGGCCCACAGGCUAUAUACGAUGAUCACGGAUGGGUUUCCGCCAUACAAGGAUCGAAGUUUAGUGCGGUGCAGCUGCUGGAGCACAUGACGUCCUUGGACCUCACAGGGCUGUCCCUCCCGGCUGACCCCCCUGGUGGCAGCUUGAAGGAGGAAGCGAAGGAAGCGAAGGAAGGGAAGGAAGGGACGGCGGAGCGGGGUCAACGAAGUCCCGCUGUGUUCUGGGGCAUCCUGGACCUGAAGUAUGACCCCGACCUUAGCCUGGAGGACCGCGUGAAAGUCCUUGAAACUGGUGAUGGUCGCAGUUCCAAGUUCUCGGGCUAUGGAGCUGCGAUCAAGGAAAGCUUUAAGGCAGACAAGAAGCUCGAAGAAACCCUGCAUCGUGCUGUUCUUGUUGAAAACAAGAAGCUGACACGUGACUUCUUCGUGGAGUGCGGCUAUGGGCACCUCAUGCCAAAGCAAGUCUGCUUCCGGAGGUUCUACAGAGAUGAUCUAGCCGCAGACAUCAUCGCUGGACUUGGGCUGGCAUCAGAGGGCUGCUGUGUUCUGAAGCUCUGCAACCGAGCACGGGGCGCUGGCUGCAUUCCAGUCCUUGCCUCCGACUUGGACUUGGCGCUGGAACGUUUGUUGAUCUUGCCGGAGAAUGUGGAGGCGUGGUUGGAUGGCCAAGACAGGGACUUCCCGAUCGACUGCAAGUGGGGCUGUUUCCAGGAACAGAUCCGCCACUGGUGGUCCAAUGAAUGUCCGGUCUUCGUGGCAGAGGAGCUCUGCAAGUCUUCGCCGGUGCAACAAGAAGGUAAAGCCUUUGACGGGACGAUGCGGGUGGGCUUCUCUCUUCACCGCGUGGAGGAACCCGAACGUGCGGAAGAGUCUGAGGAGGAGGAGGAGUUGACCUUCCACAGCACUUCGGCUCCGGAGCCCGAGCCUGCUGUCGAGUUCCCCGGUGAGGCACCCCCGGGAGCCUUGAGCAUCGAAUGGCUCGGGGGCUACUGGAAGCUUCCUGCAGAGGACACCACCUCCACCGACCUUUCCGCUAAGAUCAUCAGCAAGGCCAGACAGGGCACUGCGCCGGUGGAUGCGCGGCAGCUGCAGGAAGUCUAUGCCGCCCUGGGCGAUUCCGUGCAGAUGGUGUUCACCAACGCCAGCCUCUCUCCUCAGACCCUGCUUCGCCGCUACCCAGACAUCGGUGAGCUUGGCGCUUUUGUGGCAUCGAGGCUUGCGUGCUCAAUGCGGCUGCGCGACCCCACGAAGAGCAACAUGGUCCUGGGACUGGCACAGACAUCUUUGUCCAAGUGCCAGGGCCCUUGCAAGGCCUUCGUGGAGUCCUACAUCCACCGGAACUUUGGCGUGCUGGAGGCCUUAAUGGGCCGCUGGAACAAGACCGCAGACCACUUCCAGAAGGCCAUCUCUGUGAUGCCCACGAAUGCCACGGCCCGGUACCUGUUGGGAAUGCAGUGCUUGGAGGCCGAACUCUGGAAGAAGGCCAUUGUGCAGUUUGAGGCAGCUCUGCAGCUAGACCCAGACUUCAAGGCCCCCUGGAUCAACCUUGCGGUCGCCUGCCUGCGCCUCGGUCAGUGGCCGCUCGCCAUCAGGGCAUGUGAUGCUGGCCUCUACCGCCAUCCCAACACAGCCCACUGUUUCUACAACAAAGGCCUUGCAUACUUCUUCAAGGCGGUGGAGCAGGAGGCACAAGCGCCUUUCGCAUCCUGGCAGCCUGCGGGGCAGCUGCGCGAAGCGGCCCUUCAAGCCUUCGAGGAUGCCCGCGCAAACCUGGAAAGGAUGUCCAUGUGGACGGCAAGUGAUGACCAGCUCGUGGAGAGUCUGAAGAUGACGGACAACCGCUUGGCCAAGCCACUGUCCUGGGAUGGUCUCGCCCUGAGCUGA